GAGAGGCGGGGCGCGGGAAGCUGUGACACCAAGAGGUGCAUCAGUAACGGAAUCACUGUUUACCAGCCAGCCGGUAAUUAGUGAUGUCAGUUUGUUAGAGCGUGAGGACAACGGAGAGGAGCGGCCAGUGGAAGAGAGAGUGGCGUGGAGCCACCGGGGUGAUAAUGGGGCAGUGGCGCGUGAGGAGGCGAUGACAAAGCCUUUACCGCUGCAGCGCGACCUAACCGGAUAACAUCACCUACACACACCGGGGAAUCUUUUUUCACCUAGUUUUACCGAGCCUGCACUCUCUGGGCCAGUGCUACUGGAUUACCGAGUUACCGCGCUAAACUAGCGAUUGUAUCUAUCUUGGCGACACCCAGAGAAGGGUGGAUGAGGCGGGAGAUAUGAGGGUCCACUGCGCCCACUCUGGAUUAUAACGUCACCAUCUAGCUGCUUUAAGGAUAGGCUAUCGCUUCUCUUGUCUGCUUUCACUGGAUCUCUGUUGCCUUCAUUUACCCAUGUAGGUUAGUUCGAGUUCUGUCGUCUUUCUAUGGAGCUUUCUCUAUGUAAGUGCCAUUAUCUCCCGGUAUCUGCUGCUCUCUAGGCUACUGUGUGUCUACUGUCUGCUGCACCCAACCUGUGGAGAGAGGGAGAGUUGAGGGAGAAAAGAUAGAGAGUUGGGGGAGAGAGAGAGGAAGUGGGGGGAAAGAUAGAGCAAAUUGGGGGAAGAGAGAAAGGCAAAGAGAGAGAGAGACAGAGAUCUGCAGGUUAUUUAUCUGUUGGAGCUACAGUCUGCCGCCAGGGGCUCUGAUGAGUGAAGCCCUGAAAAGGAGCUGUCUGACCAGGGAGAACUAGGCUGUCCUCCUUCCUGUCUGUCUGUCUGUCUACCGGAGAACACUGGGACAGUAGUGCCUGUGGACCCGAUGCUGUGUGCACCUGAUGGUCGGCGUGCCCGCUGUUUCCUCUCGCUGGUGGGAGAGGCUCAAGACGUUGUGUCCAGAGCGCGCUAGGAGGAUGCUGCGCCAGGUGUUGCAGGCAGGCCUGAGGAGCUCUUUCCAGGCUCUGGGUCGGUUCGUGGCGAGCCACCCAGUCUUCUUCGCCUCCGCCCCCGUACUGGUGUCUGUCCUGCUGGGGGCCAGCUUCAGUCGGUACAGAGUGGAAGGUAACGUGGAGUCCCUCCUGGUUCCUAAACACAGUCUGGCGAAGAUAGAAGGAAACCUGGUGGACUCACUGUUUCCUGUCAACAGAUCUAAACACACCCUGUACUCUGACCUGCAGACUCCAGGUCGUUACGGUCGUGUUAUAGUCACCUCUAGGAGAGGCAGCAUCCUGGACCCUCUACACACAGACCUGGUACUCAAGCUCCAUCGUGCUGUCGUUCAGCUCCAGGUUCCAGUGUUGGGGUUCAACUACUCUUUCUCCCACCUCUGUCUUCUCGACGACAAGAAUACCUGCAUCAUCGAUGACAUCAUCCGAUUCCUGGAGGACAGCCAAUCAGCUCGCUUCGCUAACCGUUCUUCCCUUCCUCUGCGCUACCCAAUCACACGUCUGGCUGACGGGCGGAUGGCCUACAUUGGUCACCAGUUAGGAGGGGUGCAGGCGUGGGGGGCGGGGCCUGCAGUACAGGGCCCAGGGGGUGUGUCUGGUCGAGGCCAAGGAGUCCGGAGCGCUAGAGCUCUGCAGCUGACCUACUACCUGCAGGCUCGCGGCGCCCUGACGGACAGGGUGGCUAGCCAAUGGGAGCAGGCGUUCUGUGGCGAGCUGGGCCGGUUUGGGGCGGGACACCCUGAACUGAGCUUAUACCCCUUCACUUCAUCCUCUCUAAGGACAGACUUCCAGGCGUCGUCAGUGCUGGCUCGGCGCCCCCUGCUGGCCAGUGUAUGUGUGUGUUUGGUGUUAGCCGUGGGCUGUUGUUCGAUGAGGGACUGUGUGAGAGCUAAACCCUGGCUAGGGCUUUUGGCUCUGCUGUCUAUCGCCCUCUCUGGUCUCACUGCUGCUGGCAUCCUUAACCUGACUGGAACCACUUACAACUCAACCUACCUGGGGGUACCAUUCAUACUGCUGGGUCACGGACUGUUUGGCACAUUCGAGAUGCUAUCGUCAUGGAGAAGGACACGUGAGGACCAACAUGUUAAGGAGCGUGUAGCUAGCGUAUUCUCUGAUGUCAUGCUGCGUUACUCAGGAGCUACACUGCUACAUCAGGUGUCUCUGGGUCUGGCUGCGUCUCCUCUGACCAACCUGGAGGCUGUCCGGCUGUUCUGUCGCUGCGCUGCAUUGGGCGUAACCGUUGGUUACCUUUACACCUUGUCCUUCUACGCCACCUGUCUGGUUGCCACAGGUUACCUGGAGACAGGGUACAGACACGGGUGUUUCUGCCGCCGUGUCCCCAAGAAGGGAGCGCUGGACACCAAGCCACGCUGGUACCGCUGUCUCAUGUACACACGCUACCAGGAUGAGACACACUCACAAACUCACUCACACACACCCAACUCUACACACACACACACACCUAAUGCUGCGCACGCCUACACACAUACAGAAAAUCCUGACUCACACUUGUUGCUAGGCUGCGUGCAGCGUUGCUAUGGAGACUGGAUCACCAACACCUAUGUGAAGCCCUUCAUGGUUCUGCUCUACCUCGUAUACAUCUCCUUUGGCCUGAUGGGCUUCCUACAG
This is a messenger RNA of Salvelinus sp. IW2-2015, 2658 nucleotides long. Lineage: Eukaryota; Metazoa; Chordata; Actinopteri; Salmoniformes; Salmonidae. The record is from RefSeq and is a predicted model, not a curated record.